CAUGGACACGCACCUGUUCCUUCGACUCGCAGACCUGAACGCUGCUAACACCCACAUACACACACAGCCACAUAGCGAGUCAGUAUCAACAUCGAUCGAAUCCGCAUUAACCUCUCGCAUGGACAUUGACAUCGAGCCAGCAAAUUGGCAACGCAAGGUCAGGCAAGGGAGAAUAGCAGCUUGCCUGAUUUUUCCUGGUGAAACAAUGAAAAUACCUGUAGCUGCUAUACCCAAUGCAAAAGGCAAUAGCUAUACCGAAGGCAAAAGGCAAUAGCUAUACCCAAGGCAAAAGUCAAUAGCUAUACCCAAGGCGAAAGGCAAUAGCUAUACCCAAGGCAAGGCAAGGCAAGAAAAGACAGAGCAGAGAGAGCAGAGGCCUGGAAAACAAUAGCUGUUGUUGAAGUUGCCGAAGGCUCUUGUCUGCAUGCUUCAGAUGUAUGUGAACGUGCCACCUGUCAUCUCUAUCUUCAGAGGUCAUCAUAACUCCGAUAUCGAUGAUGGCCAACCCUCUGACCGUGCCUCUCGAGAUUGACUGCUGCUGCCGGCAUGUAUGUGAACUCAGGGCGCUGACGACGAAGCCUCAGUCGCAGAAUCUGAUGCAACAAUGUACAGCAAUCUCUGCCGGUAAGAGGCAGAUAUGUUCCACUGCCAGUUGCGUGGGCAGACACACACCCGACCUGCACUCUUGCUUCCACCGUGCUAUCUCCGCUGACCGGUGGAGUCACCGUCUCCCUCCUUGCCACACCAACAUGUCCCUGUACUCGCUGACGAAAGUUUGGCUCCCUUUCACCUCCCAGCGCCACUCACGCCCGCAUCACACUCCAACACGUGUCUCGUGUCUGAUGCCCGAAGCUAUUCAUUCCUCUACACCGGUGCCGUGCCCGGCGAUUAACACCAUCGGUGAGCUUGACAUUGAAAAGGGAGGGAGCACGAAGGUCAAAGCUGCAAUCUUGUCGACAUGCCCCGUGCUGCAAGUGAACACCUGCCACGUGGUGAGCCCUCCAAAUGGUGGCCCGUCUGACAGUGACAGCAACAUGUUUGCCGGUGAUGGUAGGGCCACUGUCGUCGGCUUCUCGAGCGCUGCUCUGGCGGUGGCUGCUGCAGUGGCGGCAACAUCCUCAACCGGUGUGAGGAUCCGUGCUGUGGGAGAUGGCCCUCCCAACGGGAUCUUCGCGGGCCCAACAGAGGAGUUCAUGGAACUGUGCCACAUUCAGCUACAGAUGUGCAAGGAGCUCAUGGGUAACAAUGUGUGCUUGACGGUGUAUCUGCGGACACCGGAGAGCUAUGCUUCUGGGCAGUUGGAGCUUUGGCGAAUUGCGUCGGGUUCAGACAAUGUGGAUGUUGAUCGAGGGCUGGAGCGGCACGACGCAAUCCUUCACAUUGGCAGUGCUGAUGUGUCUCUCCCAAAGCGAUUUGCAGAACAGGCACUUGUCAAGCAUGAGGUUGUGGAACUCGAGGAGAAACAGGCACUUGUCCUGCCAUUGGCACGCGGAUCGUUUCUCGCUGGGCUGCUGAUUGUAGAGCGACAGAUUGCCGUUGGAUCAUCUGCAGCGCUGUCGUCGCAGCCGUCUGACGAGCAUCGGCCCCCUGUAUGGACGGAAGUGGAAUCACUGCCUUCUGGGAAUACCUUUUCGCCAGACGAGCACAGCGCAGAGUCUACGGCCUCAGUAUCAGGGGACAUGUCUUCAUGGGAGCCUGCAUUGAGUAUACCAGCACCAUCGGUGUCAAAUCUUCCGACACCGAGGAUAAACAAUUCGAGGCCGAAGCUGUUAUUUACAAUCGAGGAGCGUGCUGCUGCUGCAAAGAUUGCUCAGUCACUGGCCGUUGCCUGCAUAAUGGACCAGAGGUCAUUGCUGUUGCAAAAGUCGUCAUGGCAAAAGGGCCUGCGAAUCGAUGGAGGGCUUGAACAGAUGCGUGGACCUCUCACAGCACUAAGGACGAUCGGAAGGUUGCUGCGGCAGCAGUUGCGCAAGGAAGAGAUGAGCAGAGACAUGGUGGAGGACAUGCUUGUUCAAGGUGACCGGCUAAGUGAACUUAUUCAACAGCUCCAGAAGGUGCUGUAUGCUCCACAGCAAGCAUGUCGUGGGGGGCUGGAUAUCAUCACGGGCUCCUGCUAGUGUGUUUUCUUUUUCUGUAAUUGAAAAAGAAAAAGAAAAAAAAACUCAAACUGAAACCGGCAGAAUCCUACAAGAGUUGUGGUGGCUGAAUGGUACACAUGUAACUUCUGAUACACAGAUAAACAGAGUUUAGGAGU
Chara braunii is the source of this 2254-nucleotide messenger RNA. The record is from the annotation of a GenBank genome assembly. Lineage: Eukaryota; Viridiplantae; Streptophyta; Charophyceae; Charales; Characeae.